Tachyglossus aculeatus (Australian echidna) is the source of this 871-nucleotide messenger RNA. RefSeq lists its product as uncharacterized. Bases 1 to 660 code for a protein of 219 amino acids. The transcript has 4 exons. The record is from RefSeq and is a predicted model, not a curated record. Gene Ontology annotation, biological process: regulation of DNA-templated transcription. NCBI's taxonomy places the organism in Eukaryota, Metazoa, Chordata, Mammalia, Monotremata, Tachyglossidae.
AUGGCGGCCCGACCACCGAGACGACGAAGCCUCCGGCGUCCUAGAGAGGCACCGGAAGUGCGUCUCGGGGCGGUGUUGGCGGGCGUUUCCUGUCUCUGUGUUGGGGGAGCAGGGCGAGGCCCGGAGCCCGGGGCCCGGAUCGGAGCCGGAGCCCCAAACCCGGAGCCCAAAACCCGGAGCGCGGAGCGAGGAGCGGAACGGAGCGCGCAGCCUGUCCAGCAGGCCCUUGGCUUGGACGCUCCCAACCGCUCAGUACUCAGUGCCCUGCCCACGGUCAAUCCCAACCCGCUGUUGGCGCGGAGGGUCUUCUGUCCCGUGGAACACCACCGGCACGAGGCGGGGGGCGUUCAGACCAGCUCCUGGGGUGUUCGGGGAUCUUAUCCGUGGAUAUUUUCACCUCCUUCUGCGCCAUCCACCCCACGAGGCCCUGUCUCGCCUGAGGCUAGGAGGCCCGGAGAUGAGAAAAUGGCCACCGCCACCACCGCCAUCGUCCAAGCCGGGACUCGAGGGUCACUGACGUUUGAGGAUGUGGCCGUGACCUUCAGCCCCGAGGAGUGGAUGAAACUGGGGCACACCGAGCAACACCUCUACUGGGACGUGACUCUGGGGAACUACCAGAACCUCCUCUCCCUCGAUCGCCCUCCAGAAAGAACCAUCUGAUCCCAGUCGGAAGCUACAUAGCACGAACGCCACCGAAAUGGCUUUCGGGAUGGCCAGUCUCCUCCAGCAGAACGUGUCCAGCCUUCUAUAUAAAAAUGUUAAAGACAGGUGUAUUUACGGGUGAAUGUGUGUUUGAUUGUGUUCGUGUGUGUAGAGGUUUGGGAAUAAUUGGGCAGAGAAUGUUGCAAUAAUAAAUAAGAAAAAAUCUGUG